This is a messenger RNA of Hermetia illucens (black soldier fly), 902 nucleotides long. RefSeq names its product C-factor (gene sni). The transcript is spliced from 5 exons. The coding region runs from base 29 to 772 and encodes 247 amino acids. Lineage: Eukaryota; Metazoa; Arthropoda; Insecta; Diptera; Stratiomyidae. The record is from RefSeq and is a predicted model, not a curated record.
CCCAAGCCAAUCGACGUUUUCGGGAGUGAUGAACUCGAUUUUGAUUACUGGCUGCAACCGCGGCCUGGGGUUGGGGCUUGUGAAGUCGCUGGCGAAAUUGCCGAAGCCCCCGCAGCAUAUUUUUGCAACAUGUCGAGACGCCGAGCAAGCCGUGGAAUUGAAGCAGUUUGCAGACAGUUGCAAAAAUGUUCACAUCUUGCAAAUUGAUUUGCUUAAUUUCGAGGCAUAUGACAAUUUAUUAGCCCAAGUAUCCUCUAUUGUUGGAGAUAAAGGCCUAAAUGUGUUGAUUAAUAAUGCAGGAGUAGCGCCCAAAUCAGUAAGAAUUAAUAUGACGAACCAAAAGGACAUCAUCAACACAUUGACUACCAAUGUCGUAGUACCAAUCAUGUUCGCAAAAGCGUGCAUCCCACUUCUGCAAAAAGCAUCCGAAAUUAAUGGUUCAAAGUCCAUGGGAGUAGAACGUGCUGCUAUAAUCAACAUGAGUUCAAUUUUGGGAUCAAUCGAAGCAAACACAGACGGAGGCUUGUACGCAUACAGAACAUCAAAGGCUGCCCUCAACGCUGCCACCAAGUCCUUAAGUAUUGAUUUAAGUAAAAAUAAAAUUCUCUGUAUGAGUAUGCAUCCAGGAUGGGUGAAAACUGAUAUGGGAGGCAAGAACGCACCUCUUGACGUAGAAACUAGUUGUGGUGGAAUGGUCAAAACAAUAAUGGAGUUAAAUGAAUCCCACAAUGGAGGAUUUUAUCAAUAUGAUGGCAAGAAGUUGCCAUGGUGAUGAACUCGUUCGUAAGGGCAAAGCCUAUUAGUGGAAGCUACGUGAAUGUUGUCUAACGCUAUACAACAAUUAACUAGAAUUUAUGUAGUAAAAAAUUGAGAUUGUUUUCCAAUAAAAGCAAUUUAUUAGA